Messenger RNA from Xyrichtys novacula (pearly razorfish), 2693 nucleotides. The record is from the annotation of a GenBank genome assembly. Lineage: Eukaryota; Metazoa; Chordata; Actinopteri; Labriformes; Labridae.
AUGGCUGCUCUGUACCUGUGGAAAGUCAGCAAUAAAAAUGUAAGUGUCGACUGAGGAUAUACUGUAUGCUAUAAUUAUUACCUGCUGUGCCCCUUUCAAUGACAGAUAUAUAAAAGUGAAGGCAAGGGAGCUUCUGAAUCCAAAGUAGAUAAUAAAAAAAACUCAGAUCGUAAAGCUGUCUUACUUUAGGCAUGCAGGUAUUUUCAUGAGAUGUCACUGGAGAUUUUUAUGUUCAUAACUGAAAUGCAGCUGAUACAGUAUCUAUAAGUGAAUUACAGACUAUGAAAGCGCAUCUUUUAUUACGCCUGCAAUGCAUAUAAACUAUUGUUUUAAUGUUGCUUCAUUGCAUCAUGAAUAGAGACUGCAAAGUAGAUUUGCAUACUAUAUAGAGCUCACCUGUACGGUAAACAGUACUAUCAAAGUCUGCAAAGCCCCUCAUGUCUUGGAGGAUUUCUCCAAGAAAAGCAACAAAGACAGUAAGAAAACAGAAGAAGCAACGUGACGCUUUUUUUCCUGUUCGUCACUUUUACAUUGUUUGCUAAAGUGAGAUUUACAUAACUUAACUAAUCUGUCAUGUUAACGUCCCACUUUUCUGCUAGGUUUAUAACGUUCGUUAUAGUAUGAACAUCAAUGGCGAGGUGAGGGAGGGAUCCGUGGAAAUCGAUUCUGACAACAACCUGGAGCGAUUUAAAACUGGGGUUGGAGCAGAGGAAGCAGUGGAGAUUCAUGACUUUCAAAUUGUAAGUGAGUUUGUCCUUCUUCUUCUUCUUCUUCUCCUUCUUUUUUCCUGGGGUAGUUCAGCAGAGACUCUACUGUGUGCUUAGCAAAAGUAGCAAAGCCGUGAGUGUAAACAUGGCGUUGCUGUGAUUUUUUUUUUUUUUUCUCGCAGGGAAUAACCGGAAUCCGCUUCUUUGGAGGAGACAAGUGCUAUAUAAAAUCCCAAAUCAAAGCCAGCCUUCCACACAUGGGAGCUGACAACAAAGAGGCGCUGAUGUUUGACCUGGUAUAUAUACACACUACUCAAAGCAAAUUGAAAAGGGGAAAAAAAAUAUUCAGUUUGCUUUUAACACUGUCAUUUCUUUUUCUAGCUGCAGCGUUUCAAGGACAUUAUUUUAUUUUUUUCCACAGACAGAUGAAAUCAUGCCAGUGAGGUUUGAUGAGGAGUUCCUUGUAUGGGUUGCUGGUGAGCAGCCGCUAAAGGACACCAGCUUUCUGAGCAACAAAAUCCUGGCCCUUUGUGGGGAACUUCCAAUCUACUGGCUCCAACCCAUCUAUCCUAAAGGUUCCUUUGCCUUUUUCUUUGCCUUCCUGUCUUGAUUCAUUCUGUCUAUGACUCUAUGGAGCCUUAAAAACAAGCCUGUUAUCACAGAGCAUUCAAUAUUUUGUCAGUUCCUCCAAAGUUCAUCCUCAUUUUGGCUGUGGGUGCUCGUCUUAUCUGCUGACACGCUUUUUAAACAUCUAAACUUGUCUGCAAACUUGGUGAAACAUUUGAACAUCUUGAACACAAACUACAUUUAAAGCCGACACCACAAAAAAACCUCCGCUCUUGUAUCAAAAAAGAAUGAUGUUAAAAUAUGCAAGACUGCUUGAAAAUCACGGCUGCUAAUUGAAUUAUUCAGGACAUCCGAGACAGCCCCAGCUAUGUAGGAUUGAGCUCUGAGGACAUGUAUGGCAUCUUGUGGAUGUUGACCCAAUACUCCUGCCUCCUGUGGCCCUGCUGUAACAGAUGGGGAGAGGAGAAAGAGAGACACACAGCGAGCCAAGCGGCAGUUUAGCAUGGAGGAGUCAGAUGCAGCUGCUGAGGAGAGGGACCCUGUGAGUCACGCAGAGGAUGACAUCUCCAGAGUGGUGGAGGAGCAGGAAGAAGAGGAGGGGGCGCAGUCAACCGCAGGGUCGGGGUUCAAUCCCGAAAACCCCUACCACGUGGGUAACCACUUCAUCAACACUGUUAAUGACGAACUAAACUCCCAAACUCCAAAAAAACAAAACUGGUGAUUAACUCUCGAGAAGCGGGUGCUGAGCCCUGCAGCUCGCCUUAAAGGAACAUGAUGAAUUCAAGUUUCUAUGUUUUGUCAACACUUUUACAGAUGACUUCUUAGCAGAGUCUUAAGAUGGCAGCAGUGCUAAAAGCUCACAGAAAUAGAUGGCUGGGAAAAGUGCUAACCUGGAUGCUAUUCUGCUAACACCGCAGAGUAGGUGCCAUAUUAGCGGCUAUAAUGACAGGUCACUGGGGUAACAGCUGCCAUUUCAGGCUGAUGAACUUACAAACUGAAGCGCAAAAUUCCCACUGCUUAUAAAAAUUCAUACCGCCGAAGAGAGAGAGAGAGAGAGCUGUAGUCACAUGUUUGGGGGGGAUGAGAAGUUUUUGAAAACAUUUGAAUUGCAAAUGAGCAUGAAUUAAGAAGAAGAUUGCCUUUUUUUAAAAUGAACACUGCUUCAAAAACUUGCAGCGCAGCAGCAGCAGUAGCGGUGGGGCCAGGGACGAAAGCGCCGCCGUGACCUUUGACACCAUGCUGGACCACCAGGGGAUCUGCUGCUCAGAAUGCCAACGCAGCUACACUCACUGUCAGAGAGUCUGCGAGCCUCUGCGUGGCUACUGGCCCUGGCCGUACAACUACAGAGGAUGCCAGGUGGCCUGCCGAGUCAUUAUGCCCUGUCGCUGGUGGGUCGCACGCAUAUUAGGUAUUGUGUGA